This is a messenger RNA of Xyrichtys novacula (pearly razorfish), 12976 nucleotides long. Lineage: Eukaryota; Metazoa; Chordata; Actinopteri; Labriformes; Labridae. The record is from the annotation of a GenBank genome assembly.
AUGGCAAGCAAAGAGAAGGCUCCACUGGGCUCCAUCGGGAACCCGAUCAAGUUCAAUGAUCAGGACUUCCAGACCCUCCUGAAGGAGUGUCUGAAAUCCGGAAAGCUGUUCGAUGAUCCGACUUUUCCAGCUGAGCAAAUGUCCAUCGGUAUGCCGGAAGAUCCGGAUCCAAAGAAGGCGAUCAAGUGGCAGCGACCCAAGGUAGACAGGGUUAUGUUGUGUCUAAUUAAAGGGAAAGUUCCUGUAAAGGUGUAGGUUUUGUAAUUGUCCUCAAUCAAUUAAUCCAUCAAUCAUAAAACAUUAAGCUGCAAAAUGAUAUCUCCAUAACUUUAAACAGCCUGAUCUGCAGACUCACAAACACUUUACCUUGUCUAUUAAUCAUCUUUAUGAAACUCAGGGUUAUCUGAAUGCAGCCUACAUGUUAUAGCUUGUUAUUAAACAGUCCUGCAUUUUUAUACAGUCAGGUAAUUUGAGUUGUACUCCCUGGUAGCUUUACUUCUUUACAAAGAGUGAGUCUCAGAGACUAACCACAGAUUUAAAGCUGGCAGGGAUAACACAAGGUGUGGCUCGGGUCUGAGAAUCAUGUCACCCAGAGUAUUUCUUCAGGAGAUCAACAGAGUAACCAAAAACAUGAGCUAAAGAAGGUCAAUAAAAUCAAUAAAAAAUAAGUGACAAAGAGUUAUCAGUGAAAAUUCUUGUGCAAACUAAGGCUGCAAUGAACAAUUUCUGAAAUAGAUAGAUAGAUAGAUAGAUAGAUAGAUAGAUAGAUAGAUAGAUAGAUAGAUAGAUAGAUAGAUAGAUAGAUAGAUAGAUAGAUAAAUACUUUAUUAAUCCCAGAGGAAAAUUCAAUUAAUAUGCUGUUUCAUCCUCGAUUAAUAGUUAGAGAAAUAAUUAACUAGGCAAAAUUGACACAAAUAUCAAGGAUAAUAUCAAAAAUAAAAAAUACAACCAGCAGAUACUUUUACUUUGGAAUUUUUACUUGUAAGUUUCUUGCAUUUCCGUCCUUUAAGAAUUUGUAAAUAAUUAAAAACUGUGUAAAAGUUUGUACUAGGCCUGCUUGUGAAACCAGAAGUACUCAAUUAUCUUGUGUUCACACUGUCCUUCUUUGCUCUAAAGGAAAUCAGUGACAACGCCGUGUUUGUGGAGGGCACGACUGGGACCACAGACAUCUGUCAGGGCCAACUGGGUGAGUUCAUGAGCGAAGCAUCAGCAUCCCUGAGCGUAGCAACGAUGAUGAAUGAGGCUCUAAACCGGAAUACGUCAUGCUGAUUGUGGAAAAGCCACAAAAACCCCCAAAAACUGAAGUAUUACAUUACGUAGCUGUUAUUUUAUGAAUACAGUAAAAUAUAAUGACUUCAGGACUUAUGCUCCCCACAGCCUCAGGGACCAAACUUCAAACACUCAGCAUGGGGGGAAAUAGGAAUGGCAAUGUGUUCCCUAAACCCCCUAUCUGCGGGGGGUUCUGUAUCAUACCACGGGCCUGUUUUUAACAGCCCACAGAUCCUCCUCAAAUCUGUGUUCUUCAGUCUGUCUCUUAUUUGUGGUGAAGUGAAAAAUUGUUUUGUGCAAAACAAAAUGUUCUCUCAUCUGGGACUCUAAAAUAAUAAUUUAUUCCACCAGUUGUGUGCAGAUGUGUCACUUAAAACUAAACAUUACCAACCCUCCCUUUUGUCCGCAUCCCAGGACGGUUCUCCUAUGAUUUACGCAGACUCUAAAAGUAUCCGUGCAGCAGUAACAGGAGAAACAUCACAGAACAGAUGUUUGCUCUUUGGGAGGAAUGUGACUUACUGCAUGUUUGUGUGUGAGAGAGCGAGUUUAACCUGAAAAGCAUUGACAAAAACACGAAACCCUAAAACAUCCUCCUGGGUUCUUAAAUAAUCUCACAUGUAAUAUUGCACAACAAAGCACCAAGAAUGUCCCUCAUGUUCAGAUCUGUUUCCUGUAUCUUAUUUCUUCUUAUCAGGAAACUGUUGGCUGUUGGCAGCCCUCUCCUGUCUGACCAUGCACCCCAAACUCUUUGUGAAGGUGGUGCCGCCCGGCCAAAGCCUGGCGAAGCCUUACGCAGGGAUCUUCCACUUUAGGGUAAGUGGAGUUAUACGACUGUAAAAUACACAGACAUAGUCGAGCUGGUGUCUGGUGUAUUGGAAAUGCUGACUCAACCUGCCAAGAGACAAAGAGGUGGAGAUGAGAUCAGCCUAUCGUCUCCUUGCAAACAGACACAGUGUACCUGGCUGUUGGUCAAGAUCAGCCUUACCUCUCCUAAAUCCUAACCUUGAUAUCUUUGACACACAUGUGCAAUAAUAAUCUGAGUAAUAUCACUGCCAUGUAACAGUUUUGUUUAGACCAGACUGUAAAGAUGCCUAUUUUUGCUCUAAAGAUGGAUCUUUUUGAAUGAGUGCGAGUAUUUUCUAGUGGUUCUGCAGACAGCCUCGAGUAGGCACUCAGAGAUCUGUAGUUUGUAACACUCGUGAAUGUCCUCUUUCAAGACUGGAGGUUGCAGCUUGGUCUUCAUAGGUUUUUUGUCAUUCAUUCAGGUCCUACCCCACUGAGCAUUUUUUGGUCUAAAAGAGGUCUAAUAGAUUUCUAAAUGUUGCCUAGACAACUGGUCUAAAAUCAGGCUACCACAGGUCUAAAAAUGAAAGUUUUUAGAUGUCUUAAUUUAAACCAAGUUUAGAUCUGGGCUAUAUCUGUACUACGACAGAGCCUUCUCUGCUGCCACCCCCACCCUCUGGAAUUCACUCCCCAAACCCAUUCGAGACUGUGGAGACCCCCAUACUUUUAAAUCACUCCUAAAAACACACCUUUAAAAAUUGGCUUUUAACCUGUGAACCUUUCUUUUAUUGUCUUUUCAUAAUGUGUCUUUUUUUAACCUUUUACAUUGUUGGUUUUAUUUCUCAAAAUGUUCUGUAUUUCAAAUUGUGUUUUUUUCUUUGUAAAGCAUCUUUGAGCACCUGUAAAAGCGCGUUUUAAAUAAAAUGUAUUAUUAUAAUUUUUUUGGUUAAGUACUUGGAGAUCAACUAUGCAACUAUGCAACUCACAGUUGCUUUUUGAAAUAAAUAGUUAUCAAAUAAUGGGUUAAAGUGCAACGUCUAAAUUCUGUCUAAAAAUAAACACUGAAAUUAGGUCUAAAAAAAAACUAGAUGUCUAUUAACUGUCUCCUCCUCAGUGGGACUCACCAGUUUAAAUUGUAUACACUUUGAGCAACAGGUGGGCACCACUACCUGUCUGCUUGGUGUCAUUGUCUCAUUCAUGCUUGUGUUACAUGCUCAUAUUUAGAUGCUAAUGUAUGUCUAAUCACUGAAUCAAACACCUAUUGCCUCAAGCAAGCAAGCCUUACAGCAGAAUGAGAGAGGAGAACAGGGGUUUAGUGUGUUCCUCAGAAGAUCGAUCUGAACUACCGUGACACCCAAGUGCUGACUGAUCCCUUAUGUGACACACAGUUUGUGCAUGACUGAGCAAGAACAAGCACCAGUUUGAUUUAUAUACCUUCCAACCCAUACAUUAAAUUUACACUCAUUUAUAUCACAUCAUCAGAUGUAAUGAUCGUUAGGCUCUAUUAUUCUAGGCUCUGCUUAGUUUUUGCUUCAGGUGUCUACCUCAGCUCUAAAACAGGUAUAAACUCAUCCUGAGGACAGUUCUGCGAGGUGGUCUCACCCAUAGAAAAAGGAUAAACACAUAAUCUCAUCUUUAUUACCUCAUUUGAUGUGGCGAUUGUAAUCUGGAGAGUUCAUCAUUCACUGGCUCUGACCUGCACAGAACGAUAAAUAUCUUCUUAUCAGACAUAUCAAUCUUCUCCAAGCAACAAUACAGACGCUUGAGUAAGACAUCGAUCAUUUUUACGUCUUUUUUUGCUCAGCAUUAUUUUACCCUGCAGCUCUGAGCCUUUAGAGACUGUUAUGGAGAAUUUGACAUGACUUAACAAGCAGGACGGAAGGACUGGAAACUCAUUUUGCCCCGUCAGGGUGAUUGGAAAGCAGUCCAGACAUGUAGGUAGUGACUACCCCUGGGACACGCACAAACACAAAAACAUGCACACACACUCACACACACUCACACACGCACAGCUGCAGGUAUGAAAGGCCAGUACAGGCCUGCUCGGCCUCUGUUGUGUACACACAGUUAGCAGUACAGUACAGCCCCCAAGACAUGACCAGUAACCGCUUUGGGUUUAAUAGAUUAAGUCAAACUGGAGAACAAAGAAACAAUGGUCUUAUUCACUUUGUCUUUUUGCACACAGCAGGGUUUCAUUCCUAAGAUCUGGACAACUGAUAGACCCUGAGGCUUGAUUUGUAUCCUGUCUAAAACUUUCCACAUUUUGUUAACAUAUUUGUCAUAAUUUGUGCGAAAAUAUUUCAUCUGCAGAAGUAUUUAUGAGUCUUGUUAAAGUUGAAGCUGUGAUACCAAAGUUUAACAAAAGACAACUAACAAGGAAAAGCCUUGUGUCAAAGAAAAUAAGAGCAAGUAAAAAAGUCUUAACUUUAAAAUGUACCACAAAUACCCAAGUUCAGGUACUUUCAGGAUAAAUUAAAUGAAAUUAUAGGGGAACCACUAGCCUGGCAGUCUUUGUGCACACUCCAAGUGGGCACACCAGUUCAAUUCCAGCUUGAGUUUUCUUUAAUGCACACAUGUAUGUCAGUCACUGUUUUGUCUUGUCCUCUCUAAAUAAGGUAACAAAAGCCCUAAAACAUAACUUUAAAAAGUAUAUUCCAUCAAUUCAUAUUAACAAGCAGCUCAUGUCUUAAUCUAAUGUUGCAGCAUCUAAGUACUGAUUUUAUAUGUUUCUUUUACAUUAAAUGAGAAAAUCUUCAGUAAAAUUAUGUACCUUAAUUAGCUGGAACUCCAUUUAAUGAAGUUCAUAUUUUCAUUUAUAUCAGUUAUGAGUGUUGCACAGGUUUCAGGGUGGUCUUACACUCUACACAGAGACCACUGCUGAGCAGUGAGAGAGGCACAAAGAUGUCCAAAGGAAGAGGGAGAGUACACAUGAAAAUAUAAAACAUGUGAGCUGAUGUUAUUUGAUAAUUGACAUAGCUUACCUGCAGCCAACAGGACUCAUGAAUUCACUGUGGGACAGAAUGAAAAGUUGUGCAUGUCACUUUUUUACCCAAAAAACUGUCCUGGGAGCAUUGUGUAAAAACAAGGGCAGUCUCCUCAUAGAAAAAAAAAGGGACUUUUGCUUUCAAAAAUUUCAGAAGUGUUAAAAUAUCAUAUUUUUCAUUCUCUUGACACAGAUAUAAAGAGCCAACGCAGCUGAAAAGUAAGCAAGGUCAGGCUUUACCGUGCCAAAUCACACUGGACUGCUCAGUAGAAAUGAUUGGCUCCCCUUUCACCCAGGCUUUGGAGUUGAUAUACCUUUAAAUAUUAAUAAAGCUGCUUUAAUUUUCAAAAGUUCCUGUCUCUUUGGACACAUUACAGCAUCAUGUAAUAUAAUCCACUGGAAAUAAAAUUGAUGUGUAAAGGCCAACAGUUAUGUAGGAUAGCGGACAUAUCCAUUUUAAAACAAGUAAUAUAUAGUGUUUUUGCUGCCCCCUAGUGGCCAAAAAAAAUUAGAAGUUGAUUUUGGUGACAGGAAAAAAUUGGGGAAUUUUUUGCCAUAAACUUUCCUCCUGAUUCAUUUAAUCCAUUUCUUCUUUUCUUACAUCCUUUCUGUGUCUCUUUCUCUCACUCUAUCUGUUGCUGUGUGUCCCUGUGCAGUUCUGGCAGUAUGGUGAGUGGGUGGAGGUGGUGGUGGAUGACAGGCUGCCAGUACGAGAAGGCCGUCUGCUCUUCAGCUACUCUCACACCCGCCACGAGUACUGGAGCGCCCUGGUGGAGAAGGCCUAUGCCAAGUCAGUUGCCACUUGCAGCAUAUGUUUCUGGGUUGUAAUGUCUGAGAUCUCCCACUCCCUUCCUGUGUGUGUGUGUGACACGACUGUAAUUUGACAAAUAUACACAGCCAUGGGAGAUUAUUUCUUUCACCUCUGAUAUGUAGGCUUGUUGGGUGCUACGGAAGCCUGAAAGGGGGCAACAUUUCAGAGGGGAUGGAGGAUUUUACGGGAGGCAUUGCAUACUCACUGAACGUGUCUUCUCGUACCCCUCGAGUCCUCUGGAGGUCUCUGACCGCCGCCCUCUCAAGAGGCAGCCUGCUCAGCUGCUUCAUCCAGGUACACAUGUCAGACUGCUCACAGCUGAAAUGAGAUUAGAUAAAGUACAAUUAGAUCACAGCUUUUUAUUCACAUAAGAAUAAAAUAUGAACCGACAUGUUUGUCUCUUUCCUCACAGGCCUGCAACUACAAAGAGGUUGGUCAAGUGACAGGAGAUGGGCUGAUAAAAGGCCACGCUUACGCCAUCACUGACACCGACAAGGUCAGUAUCACUCAAAGACAAUAUAACCGCUAUUCUAUCUUCAUCUUAGUCGAGGCCUUUUAUUUUGUUCCUGUUGGUGGUGCCUGUAACAAUCAGUUUUUCUACUCAAAUAUGAUGUGAUAAAAUCUGAAUUUCUAUGCUAUCCCAUUUCGUCUCGUUUUGAUUUAGAUUUAUCUAUUCCAAUUAACUACAUGUCUCCUAAAUGGGACAAAUUGUCUCGCUUGUAGCCUUAUCUUUUAUCAUCCCCUGUCAGCACAAGCACAACUGAACUGAUUAAAAGAGAGGAAAAUGAAAUGUGACCCAAUCCAUCAAAUCCAAUCUUAUCAUAAAUCAAGUUUUCGCAUUAUUUCCACCAUCAUUGGUUCACAUUUUGUUGUAAUAUAACCUGGAUUGAUGUAAUUUCCUUAGAUUUAUCAGUCUAUUUACACAGCAAAGGUUCAUAUAAAAUAUUAUCUCAACACACUUGACAGCAAGGGCAGGUCCAGAUCAUCCCCUGCUAUUAUUUCAUAUACAAAGACCAACCAUCAGGAGAAGAAACAACAAUCCUAUUUUGUCUAUAUCAACCGUGAGUCAAGCCCUCCGCGACAGUCAUCUGUUUUUAACAUGAUGGGCUUGAAAAGGGGUAUAGAGGGAGGAGCAGAAAGAAGGAUGGACAUAAGCAAAGACAACAACAACAACUACAAAAAAAAAAAACAUCUCUCAAACUUAUAAUAAUGCUAAAAGAAUGUGCACUUUUCUGCAGGAGCAACAACCUAAUGAAUGUAGACUGACUGUAAUAUUCGUGGCACUUAAAGCUCCUGUGAGGAAUCAUAAAAGCCAUAAUGACGCCUUUUUUUGAUGAUCAGCAUCAAACCAGACUAUCAGCCUUUUUUUUGCUCACAAAUAACUACUGAAGGAUGUAGGACAAGUCGUGACUGCUUUAUCCACACAGGGAUGGUAGAUCGAAAGUUUCUCACGGAAGCUUUAAAGUCGACAGGUUAUAGUAACAAUUGGAGUAAAAAUGAUAUUAGUUAUGACAGUUGGAGGGACGCACUUCUAUUUAACAUCAUAACAGCAGUUGAAGUCAGACGGGAUUGCAGCAACAAUCCUGAAGAACCGACAAGACAAGGGAGCUCAAAGACUCCUGGGAUAAUCUGUGGUUUGUUACUCUAAAGGGACAUGAAGAUCUAAGAUUAUUUAGAUAAUAUCAUCCUCUUGAAUCCUCUACAGAUGACAGUUUCAAUCUGAUUUAAUCAACAUCAUUUUAAAUCAAUAAUGAAGCACUGCAAAGAAACUACCAUGCAAAAGAAGGAUGCCUUUCUCUUAAAUUCCUCUCUCAAUCCUUUUUUAGGUGAAGAAAGCUUCAGAGGAGGUUCUGCUGCUGAGGCUGAGGAACCCCUGGGGUUUUAUUGAGUAUCGAGGACCCUGGAGUGACAAGUGAGAAAGUCUGAGCAUAUUGUCGCCCUCAAACCCAAACCAUAAAUAACCCCUGGCAGAUAAUGUUGUUGUUUUUCCUCAAAUGUGCGACUGCAGGGGUAGUGAGUGGGAUCAGGUGGACAAAGCGGAGAAGGACAGGAUUAACCUGAAAAAAAAAGAAGAUGGAGAGUUCUGGUACGUAGGAAGGAAGUUCUCACAUCAUUUACUUCGAUAAAAGUUGUAACGCUGUAAGUUGUAAACUGGAGCCAUCAUACAAUAUCACCUCUGAGUUGUGGUUGAACACAACUUUGAGACUGUAUGAGACAGAAGCACUCGACUGAAAUAAUCCAAGUAGGAAAGUGCUGCUACCUUGAAUCUGUAUGCAGGUGUAAAAGUCGAUGAGUUUUCUGUUGUGAACUCUUCUCCAUCAGGAUCUGUGCAGAGGACUUCUCCAGACUCUUUGACAUUGUGGAGCUAUGCAGCGUGAACCCCGACACUCUCGUGGAGGGAAACACUCCUGCUUCACCUGCGUCUCCUACCUCUCUGCCCCCUCCUUCCCAAUGGACCAUCAGUGAACAUGAAGGAUUCUGGGUGUCAGGGAGCUCUGCUGGCGGCAGCCGCAGAUACAGAAGUGAGUAUCUGACUUUACGCGUGUACAAAUUUGCUCUUAACAUUCUCACAGAAGAGAUGUGAUGAUACCUUUUCUUUUUCUCUUUUUUACCUCAGAGUCUUUCUGGAAGAAUCCUCAGUUUGAGUUGAUUCUCACAGAGGAGGACCAGCCGGAUGAAGAUGAUGAGGAUGAUGAUGAGGAUGAUGAUGAUGAUGACGAGGAGGAGAUGACUCCAGAGGAGAAGAAAAGAGCAGAGAAACAGAAGCUGAAAGCCAAACAGUGCACCGUGCUGGUGGAGCUGCUGCAGAAAAACCGCCGGCAGAAGGAUAAAGUUCACUUUUUGUACAUGGCUUUCCACAUCUACAAGGUCACAUGUUCGUCUUUCAUACUUUCAAAUACUUAUUGAUUAAUCGAACUGAUUAAAUCAACUUACCUGUAUCUUCAUUCUUCCCCGCAGGUCCCACCCGAGGUAACUAUUUAAAGGGGAAAAGUAUAACCUCUUCAAUUAUCAUCAAAAUAAUCUUAAAGUUUAAUAAAUAAUCUUACAUUUUAAUUACUUAAUGCUGUUAUUUUUCCAUAUAGCUUCAGGGUGUGUGCCUGGACAGCAGCUUCUUCACGAAGAAUCGUCCAGUGGGUCGCUCUGGCAAAUACCAGCCUCUGAGGUAAAAGGUCAUCACAUGAAAGAAAUGAAUGCAAAUUUAUUCAUAAAUACAAAAAAAAAUUGUAGUUGUAAUUGGUAGUUUUAGAAGUAGUUCAGUGAGUGAAACUUCUACAAUGCAGUUCUGACAAACGUAUAUAUCACUGUGCUUUUUUUCAUCAUUUGCACCUCAAAAUUAAUACAUAUAUUUGCACAGAAAUUAAGUUUUGAAUUUACAACUUAAUUCACAACCUGAAGAUGCCCUUUAAGGCCUGACACCACAAAUUAUGGCCAGAAAAAUCAAAUUUUUUUGGAGCUGAAAUGUUCAUUUCACUUACUACUGAAAACCAAUUAUAUCAAAAUAUCCUUAAAGUUUAACAAAUAUAUUUUAUUUAUCUCAUUUGGUACAUUAGAUGUUUUUGGAAACUGAAAAAAUGCAAGAGGACAUUUUUAUCAUUUAUCAGACUGUAUUCAGGUGUUAUUUUAGUAAUUUGUUGAUCAUAUUGAUUUGAUAGAAGUAUAUAAAAGUAUGUAUGUAAGGUCAGGUAAGGGUGCUUUCUUUAUUUAUCUUCAGUGGUCCCAGAUUAGGGAGUGGAAAUAAAAUCUAUUUAAUUAAAAUACAACAUUCAUUCUGUCUGCAUGCAGCACAUCUAUAAAAUGUUUUCACACUGUUUAAAUGUGAAGGUUUCGUUUGAUCUGAGAGUCAUAAAGCUGAGAGCUUUACCGUUAUUCCUCAGGGGAGUGUGGAGGAAGCUCCAUCUGGACCCGGGUAACUACAUCAUCGUGGCCUCCACAUAUCGCCCCAACAUCCCCGGCGAGUUCUUCAUCCGCAUUUUCUCCAAGACUGGAAACACUCUGGGGUAAUACUCAAGAGAUUAAAGUCCCCAAAUCAUAAUGAGCAUCAAGACUACUAGAUAUUUUGUUGUUGUUGUUGUUGUUUUUAGCAUAGAGCCGACGGAGCUCUUUUAACUUCUGUACCUUGUGUAAAUGUUAUGUGAUGAGUGCGUGCGUCAUACGUUUUGGUUGAAUAAUGACCCAGAACACUUCCUGAGGGCUCCCCAGCUCCUGAAUCACCUCCUGCCUCUCUGACUUAAAACAGCAGAGUCACAGUCACCCACACUGCCCUCAGAUUGAGUUCAUAUUGCUAUCCUUCUGCAUAUUUAAAAUAAUGCACCAACUUUCUAACAAGAAUAGGGCGAUAAAACCAAAUAUUAUAAGGAAAGUAGUUAAUGCUAUAGCAGAGAGCAGCUAAUACUCACUCAGACCCUGUUAAGAGAGUGAACCUUUACUCCAUUUUAGUGGAAUUUACUGUCAUUUUAAAUCCACACUAUUCAAAAAGCAGUUUAAGCUUCUUCAAUCCUACAAAAAUCUUACAUCCUCUUGUUACUUUUAAAGCCGUGAAAAAACAAGCAGUUUUACAGUCGCAGGUAAUUUAACACACUAACACUGGAGAUACUGUGUAAAAGCUUAGAUAUAUCUCUGAGCUCCUGUUAAAUUAUCAUGUUUUACCUCAGAUUUUUAGUAGAAAUAUAAUCACAUUUUCAAUCAAUUAAACCCUAUUUGAGUAAAAUACUGUUUUGUGCACAAAUUUUCCCAAACCCUUUUAAGGCCAAGUAGUUUUAGUUUGAUACUUUCAUGUGUCACAUAAUGUUGUACAGAUUUUUUUACACUUUUUUAACAAUCUAAACUUUGAAUGAAAGGAGCAGUACUGACUGUGUUGUUUCCUUUGUUCUGCAGCACUCAGGACUUUUCCUGCACAUCGGGAUUCCUCCAGGUGAGUCCUCAUACAUCAAAAAAAGAGGCGACAGCAACUAGAGAGGAAGUAAGAAAACAUUGUUCGUGUUUGUUUCACAUGUUAAACAGGUCAUGUCCGCUCCUGCUCUCCCUGAGGAUCAUGUGAGAGUUGAGAAUACAUUUGAUGAAGAAGCUGGUCCAGUAAGACUUUCUUUUCAUUAAACUGCUUCACUCCAGCUGAUACAAAAAAUCUACAUUUUGUGCCUUUUUAAACCAUUUUUUCUGUCUUUCUCAACAGGAUGACAGAGUGGACAUGAAGGAGCUCAUGGCUUUGUUUAACUCAGGUUACUUUACUGCACUUUCCAUUCUAUUAAACUUUCAUUAUGUGAUGUCUCUAGUGGCCACUAGAUGGGAGCAAAGUAGUGAAACUUUCUCUCUCCAGUUAAAACUGUGAAGCCACAGAGGUCAGCAGUCUAGACAGAGGCUCAUUGCUGCAGUCAGAUCCAUGCUGACUAAUAAAAGUGACCACACUUGUCCUCACUUUCACCUUUCCUCAGCUCAGACUAGUUUUAACCCUUCAUUUUCUCUCUGUACAUCAAUCUGUGUGUCUCUGUUGUGAUCCCAGUUUUGGAGAAAAAAUACCACCUGCCUCUGGAGACAUGCAGACAGCUCAUCUUUGGAGAGGAUGUAUCCUUUCUCUGUCUAUAUUUUCCAAUACUGUUCCCUCGUUUGACCCUACUGACUAUAUGUCGAGUUCACACAAGUUUAUAGGACUUUUACAUCUGCUAGCUUUGCACUUUAUCUGGGGCAGAGUCUUGCUGACAAAGAGGUUUGAAAUCUUAGUCCAGAGUCGUGAUGCGCUACCCCGCUGUUCAGUUUCACUCCCCUCCCUCAAAACUUUAUCACCUUGUCUUCUGUCCGGUGUGAUGACCUUAAUUUUUUCCGGCAGACUAAAGGGCGAUCCAGUCUCAGCCGUAAACAAACAGAAACCCUGCUGUCUAGUCUGCGCACGAUGCAGGUACAGCCGAGCGUGUGGGUGAGAGAGAGAGAGAAAGAGAGAGAAAAAGAGAGAAAGAAAGAGAGUGAAAUCUUACUCUGUUGCCUCUGUCUUUUGCAGUCCAUCUUCUUCCAGUUUGAUGAGGAUUCUUCUGGCACCAUGAGCCCCUUUGAGCUCAGUAAAGCACUGGAAUCUGUUGGUGUGUGGUACCACACACACACACACACUCACUCACUCACUCCUACACAUGAGUGUGCUGUAUGCUGGCACGCAGAUGGUUUGUCUUCACACCUUCCUCCUCUCCUCUCCUCUGUGUCACAGGGAUGCAGUGUGAUGGUCAGGUAGCUCAGCUGCUCACUGCUCGGUUUGCAUCUGGAGAGCUUCACCUGCCCUUCCACGGCUUUGUGUCGUGUGUCACCAGGCUGCGCAAGCUUUUUGGUAAACCAAACACAAAAACUAUGUUACACAUUAAACUAUACAGUACUUUUCUCCCUUAUUUGUUUAUUGUCAGGUGAGUCUUUGCAGCUAUGAGCCUCAAUCUAUCAACACAGACACACAAAAAUUAAAACAAAAGGUUAAUUAAAAAAAAUGAAGUUUGCUUAGUUGUUAUCAUGACCAGUAUGCACCGAACCUUCAAGAUGGAUUGAUUAGUUUAGUAUAAGAUAAAGAGAGAAGCUUCAUGAGUGCAACACAAAUUCACUUUACCCUCUUUCCCCCCUAAAAAUCAUUAUUUUUGGCUUCUUUGAGGCGUCCCUCUUGUAAAUUCAGCUGUGUUACUAAUCGAACACUAUCCAAAUAACAGCCACACAGGACAUUGUUGCUCCUCUGGUUCUUUAAUAAUGACCAAACUGUGUCUUAUUAUUUUUAUCACAAAAUAAAGUCACUUACGUGGGCCCCCUCUCAAUGUGUUACGUGUGCGCACUUUGUCUUCAUAACAAGCUUUAUGCAUAUUUGUACUAUCAAUAAAUAAACUCGGUACACUUGCCAGCAUCUCUAUUAUGAAAAUGAACACAAGUUACUGCAUGUCAAGCCUUCAUUUCCUCUCCUUUUCUCCCCAGCUCUGUAUGAGUCAGAGACCAGUCAAGAGGUGAAAGACAGAGGGAUCAACGCUGUAAGUACCCAUGAAAUAUAUAAUAAUGUACUAUAUAUACUUUAGCAUGAAUGAUAUGCUCCCACUGACCUGAACAUGGACAUAUUUGUCACAGUUUUUCUUGCUCUUUUGUCCCCUCCGCAGUGGCUGCUUCAGUUCUUGGUGUUGUAA